AUGGACUCACCAGUCUGGUUCAUCACGGGUGCCUCCUCAGGUUUCGGCCUCGCCAUCGCCAAAGAAGCCCUUUCCCGCGGCCACCGCGUCAUCGCCACAGCCCGCAACCCGUCCAACCUCUCCGACCUUGCCUCUGCCGGAGCUGACCUCCUGCCCCUGGACGUCACCGCCGACGAGGCCACAGUCACAGAGACGGUGAACAAGGCCUUCGCCAUCCACGGCAAGGUCACCCACGUUAUCAACUCGGCCGGCUACAUCCUCGACGGCACCAUCGAGGAGGCCAACGCCCAGGAAGUUUUCGACAGCUACAACACCAACGUCUUCGGCGCCCUCAAAGUCUGCCGUGCGGUGGCCCCGCACCUCCGCGCUCAGCGCUUCGGAAUCGUCGUCAACAUCGGCAGUGUCGGGAGCUGGGCCGGCGGUGCCGCCGUCGCGCUCUACUGCUCCACCAAGGCCGCCGUCAGCAUCUUCACCGAGGGGUUCGCUGACGAGAUGAAGCCCUUCGGCGUCGAUGUCUGCGCCCUCGAGCCAGGCUACUUCCGUACGAGGUUCCUCAACGCUGGGACCCGCACCAAGGCGAAGCUGUCCAUCGACGCGUACAACGAGGGCCCAGCGGGCGACUACAAGAAGCUGCUUGAGGUCGCCAACAACAACCAGGCUGGUGACCCGCUCAAGGGGGCUCGCGUCGUGGUGGAUGUGAUGACCAAGUCAGGGUCUGCCGAGGGGCGGGAUAUCCCCGUGAGGUUGAUCCUGGGUACUGACUGUCUUGCCGGGGUCCGUCAAAAGUGCAAGGAUACUUUGGCUCUGCUGGAUGAGUGGGAGUCCGUCUCCGCAUCUACCAACUUCUAG
Colletotrichum higginsianum IMI 349063 is the source of this 849-nucleotide messenger RNA. Its product is annotated as Short chain dehydrogenase. The record is from RefSeq and is a predicted model, not a curated record. Bases 1 to 849 code for a protein of 282 amino acids. NCBI's taxonomy places the organism in Eukaryota, Fungi, Ascomycota, Sordariomycetes, Glomerellales, Glomerellaceae. The transcript has a single exon. Gene Ontology annotation, molecular function: oxidoreductase activity.